Mytilus trossulus (common blue mussel) is the source of this 841-nucleotide messenger RNA. RefSeq lists its product as uncharacterized. The transcript has 4 exons. NCBI's taxonomy places the organism in Eukaryota, Metazoa, Mollusca, Bivalvia, Mytilida, Mytilidae. Bases 95 to 841 code for a protein of 248 amino acids. The record is from RefSeq and is a predicted model, not a curated record.
UCAUCUCCUCACAACUACAACGUUAUAUCAUCGAGGUGGGUGGUGGUCAGGGAUUACAACUGUAAAUGUAUCUCCAUUGAAAGGAAGAUUCAUCAUGGACCAGGAAAAUGACGAUAAAAAGCAUAUGAUUGGAAUAAGAAAACUUACAUACUUGAAGACAUAUGGGGUUAAACGUUUUCCCUACCGUGGAAAGCGCAAAUACACGCCAUUGGUUUACCAAUCUGAUGAUGGAGGAAUCGUUAUCUCAAAUGACGUUUUCGGAUUGACAAUCAGACAGUUUGAACGGAUGUUUAAAGAUUGUUUAGAUAGAAGAAAAACAAACGAAAGCUGGAUAAUGAAUCUUCGAUAUCCUGACAAAGCUUCAAAUGAAUAUCUGGAAUUCUUAAAUAAGUGUACAGACUGCAAUAAAGAGUUUUUGUCUUGGACUGAAAAUGAUUCUAUAAACAACCACUUGGUUAAACACCUGAUAAGAACAAUAGGUAAUGAAAUAGACAUACGUAAAAGACAACUUUUGUUUAUCUUACAUGAUAUAAUAUCCAAUGCACAUGACGAAAAUUUAACACAAAUAUCCAGUGGGAGUUUAGCAGAAGGACUGGAUUUACCUGGAAGUGACAUAGAUAUCAUGUUUGUCGAUGAAAUAGUAAACGUAACAUUGAUUAAAAGAAAUAUUAAACAUCCGGUACAACGUACUGAAGUAUUUAUGGAGACAGAUGCUGAUCAUCCUGGAUUUACUAGACUCAGGUCAAUAUUUAUCAACGACCACCUUUGUAAAUCGUCUAAAGCAGAAACACCAGAAGCAUCAGCAGAAUUUCACAAUACACGGUCCCUGCUUAUCAGAUAA